Molecule: messenger RNA, 3258 nt
Organism: Rhodotorula toruloides NP11
Lineage: Eukaryota; Fungi; Basidiomycota; Microbotryomycetes; Sporidiobolales; Sporidiobolaceae
Product: Armadillo-type fold domain containing protein
Exons: 8
Coding region: 1-3258 (1085 amino acids)
Biological process (GO): mitotic spindle assembly
Cellular component (GO): mitotic spindle; cytoplasmic microtubule; microtubule organizing center
Molecular function (GO): microtubule binding
Source: RefSeq, a predicted model, not a curated record
AUGGACUGGACACGGCUGGAGACGGACCUGGUUCACCAAGACAACGACAGGCGGAUACAGGCAUUGCACCGGCUAGCUGAGGAGCUCAGUCAUGCCGAAGAGGUCGCAGAACCUGAACAGCUCGCCCAGCUUGUCCGGCAAUCGCUCAAGUCGAACAACUCGCACGUCUCGAAUGCCGCCCUCGCCUGUCUUCCAUCCUUGUUCCCCUUGCUCGUGCCCGCCGACUUUGACGCGACCCGUUCUUCCACCUCGACCGUGAAUUCGCUCGCGCACACGCUCAAAAGCGUCUUCACCCUUCUUCUCCCGCUCGACAAGCUCGGCGAUGCGAAGACCGCGACUCGCGAACUGGCCCGCGAGAGCGUGAUCAGCGCGGGAAAGGCGAGUUUGAGACUGGGCGUCGCAGCUGGUACAGGCGCUUCGAAGGACAAGGAGGGCCCUUGGCAGCUCGUUGAGCGAGGCGCUUUGCAUUUCCUUGCCGCCAUCCGAUGUCCCGCGCCCGAAUCUAGCCUUCCACUGCCUCCGCUCCGCCCCUUCACGCCCCUUCUCUUGCCGCUUCUUUCCGACUCCGACUCGACCGUUCGCUCGCUCGCCCUGCACACCUGCAUUGCCGUCUUCACCCACCCCUCCGUCAGCUCAGCGGCGAAAGCCGAUCUCAAGAAGGCGAUGGCGAAGAUGGAAGUGUCGAAGCGCGUGCAGGAGCAGAUCUUGACGGCGGUUUUGGGCGGAUCGACUCCUGCGAUGGAACGCAGUCCGAGCCAAGGCAGCUUGACGAGCUCAGGCGCACGAAGCGAAUCGUCCGCACCAGCGACGUCCGAUACAGCGCCUCCAACUCGGAUGACUCGCUCGCGAGCCGCCGCAGUCGCCCAGUCGUCCAGCUCGACACGGCAACCCCCCUCCUUGCUAUCCUCCCUGCCCUCCGCCGCCUUUCCCCCCGACACAGCGAACGUACACACGCCAUCUUCCGCCGAACUCUUGCCGGUCUACAUCGCUUCGGAGCGUGACCUGCUCGCCGAGUUUGAGGCGAUGAAGUCGGGCUUCGAGGGUAAAGAAACCGAGCAGAAUUGGACGGUGCGGGACCGCAGCAUCGCGCGGAUACGGGGAAUGCUGCUCGGCGGCGUAGCGAAGGGAGAGUUGCGAGGCGUUUUUGCACAGUGCGUUCGAGAGGCGCAGGACGGCAUCAUCAAAGUCUCGUCGUCCCUUCGCACGACGCUCGCCAUCUCCGCCCUCACCUUGAUGUCCGAACUCGCCCACGGACUGCCAGCCGACCUCUUCGAACCGCUUUUCGACGGCUUCCUUUCGCACUGCCUCUCCGUCGCCGGUCAGACGAAGAAGAUCGUCGCCGCGGCGUCGCAGAAUACCGUCACGACCCUUCUUCAGCACUCGACCUACCACCAUCGCACGCUUCAGCUCAUCCUCCUCACCCUCGCCGAAAGGACCGCCUCAGCCCGCCAGUUCGCCGCCCAGCAUGUCCUGACCGUCAUUCGCUGUUACGCCCGGCCUUCGAAAAGUGCGAUAGAGCACACUGGCGGUCUUGCCGACCUCGAGACGGCCCUUCAGAAGGGGCUGGCAGACGCGAACCCGCAGGUCCGGGAGACGAGUCGCACGGCCUUCUGGGAGUUUGAGCGAGUCUGGCCGGACCGGGCAGCUCUCAUUGCGGCUUCGGUUGAUGCCGCCGCGAGGAAACUGCUCGACAAGGUGCGGCCGGCUGGAGAUGCGCCUAAGCUGGACUCGCCGGUCGAGGCGAGACCGUCCGCGAGCACUGCGACGGGUCAAGCAGGGGGCUCAAAGAAGCCGAGCGUUCGGGAGAUGAUGAUCGCGGCGAGACGGCAGAAGGCAGCGGCGGAGAAGGAGGAGCAGGCGGAGGCGGAACAAGCCCAGACGCCUGAACGACCACGACGUGUCUUGUCGACCCUCACCCCAGAGUUGUCACCAUCUCGCCCAGCGCUCUCUCCCGCUCGCUCCUUUCCCGGCCCGUCUAUCCUCCGAACGCCCACUCGCCCGCCAGUCUCGCCUUCCUUCCGAUCCGCCAACAACCUCGCACACGGUACUCCGAAUCGUUCCUCCAUGCGCGUAGCGCAUAGCAGCGCCGUCUCCGAACCCGUCGACGAGGCAUUGCGAGAUCAAGCAAUGCAGGCUGAGCAAGCGGCGCAGCGACUGCUCGAAAUCGCGCAGGACGAGGAGGAAGCCUUCCUUCCCUCGGCAAGGGACGAUGCUGUUGCUCGAACACCGCAACUUAACCGUACUCUGCCGACUGCGGCGAUGCAGACGCCGGCGAAUCCCGCGGUACGGCGACUGGCGCGACCUCAAGCGGUCUUGCAGGACAGUCCGGAUCCACGCGACGGAAGCGGUGCGGGGCCGAGUCGCGGUAGCUGGUGGGUGCAGCGGACAGAGGCGCUGGCGCCGCCUCCGCCGUUUGCGCCAGACUCGCCGGAAAAGCAGGCUGAGAUCGACGGCUUGCUUACGUCUCUGCGGGACUUGUCGAUCGAUGCGACGUCCUUGCGGAAGCUAUCAAGCUUGGCGAAGGAGCGACCGGUGCGGGAGAACGAGGACGAGGGAGUCCGCAGAGCGGACCCUCCGACACCGAGCAAGACGAACGGGCGAGACGUUGGCGAGGGUGACAAGAUCACGACGAACGAGUUCUGGCAGGGCGACAGGCGCUUCGACAAGGUCUACGAGGGGGUCAAGGCACUCCUGCUGCGAACUGAUGCUCCCGAGGCCGGCAUGACCCGCGACGCCGCGCUCCUUCUGCUCAAGGACCUGGUUGAGAACCAGUCGCCCUGCUUCACCGGCUCCGAGGCCGACCUUUUCGACCUGCUCUUCAAGCUGCGCGAGGAUCCAUCUCGCUCGGCGACGAUCGCCCAUUCGUUCACCUCUCGUCUCGAGCCGCUCUACGGCCUCGGCGCCCUCACUCCCUCCCUCUCCGCCUAUCUGUCCUCCGCCUCGACGACUUCCGCUUCCGACGCUCUCGCACGAUCGUUCGCCCUCGGCCUCCGCUUGAUGGGCGGUUUCUUCGAGCAACUGCCUGGCGCGGUUCUUGAAGACGUCUUGCCACAGUCGGCCGACUUGCUCAAGCGGGCCUUGAACGAUGCCAAGUCGGCCGACCUCCGCCGCGCCGCCAUCAUGGCGCUCGUCUCGGCGCAAGUCGCGCUCGACCCGUCGGCUUCAGGUCAGGACGGCAAACUCGCCGAGCUCAUCGGAGGACUUGAGCCGGACCAGCAGAACUUGUUGGCGUACUAUGUUGCGAAGCGGAGGCCUUAG